AUGCACACGUCACAGAUUGGCGGCUCGUUGGCAAAGGUCGUCUUCUUCACUCGCUCGUCCGAGCCCCCUUCGCCACCCUUGCGACAGAGCGUCCCUGGAUCAUCAGGCGAUUCGGAAGAGGUCAACGUAUCAUCUGGAUAUACUGGCACCAACGGUCUCUCUGGAAGAACGCCAAAGACGGGCGCGCUUACCCCACUUUCCCUGGAAGCCCAUUCCUCUGGCUUGACAACCUCAACCCAUCUUCAAAAUGGUACAGCAGCAGUCUUAAACCACCCACCUUCGCCACAGCAACCCCACGAUCUCCCAUUAGGCAAACCCGAGUUCAAAGCUGAUCUCCUUCGUCGAGCACAGAUGCGCCAUUUCCCUGGAGGCUCACUCAAUUUUGAACGAUUCGAAACAGACGAUAUCGGUACAUGCAUAGACUUUAUUCGCGCACUCAUCGAACGCUCGGCAGAACUCAACCACGUUCCUUUGGCCAGCAUGCGGGAGAGCGUCAAGAUUAUCGCUACAGGAGGUGGAGCACACCGAUUCUACGAUUUACUGAAAUCGGAGCUGGGCGUCGAAGUUCAUCGCGAAGAUGAAAUGGAGUGCCUGAUCACCGGGUUGGGGUUCAUUACGUUGAUCCCACGAGAAACGUAUUGGUUCUCCGACGAACUCGUGCAUGACGUCGUCAGUGGGCGACAGCCAAAGCAACUGCCAGAGGUCGAUGCGUCGACGCUUGGUCCCAAUGGCGCCGCGGCGAGUACAUCUCAGACAGAAACGACGCUCGAGAGACCGUCGCCGAAUCCACCCAGGUUUGCUGUGUCCUUUGAAGAAUCGAGCCCGACGACGCAGUUGCCGUGUUUGCUGGUGAACAUCGGGUCGGGUGUGUCGAUCAUCAAAGUUGAUGCAGAUGGCUCGUUUGAGCGAGUCAGUGGAACGAGUCUGGGGGGUGGAACGCUUUGGGGCCUUUUAAGCUUGCUCACUGGAGCCACAUCAUUUGAUGAAAUGUUAUCGUUAUCCGAAAAGGGCAACAACGAGAAUGUUGACAUGCUUGUCGGCGAUAUUUAUGGACAAGACUACUCGAAACUGGGGCUCAAGUCAACCAUGAUUGCGUCAUCUUUUGGCAAAGUCUUUAAGAAAGGCGAGACGAAGCGUCAGUUUUCUCCAGAGGAUAUCAGCAAGAGUUUGCUCUAUGCCCUCUCGAACAAUAUUGGCCAGAUCGCGUAUAUGAACGCCGAAAAGUACAAUCUUGAUAGGAUAUACUUUGGCGGCUGCUUCAUUCGUGGUCAUGCAGCGACUAUCGCGACGCUAUCUUAUGCUAUACGCUUCUGGAGCAAAGGCACGAAACGUGCGCUCUUCCUACGACACGAAGGAUUCCUUGGUGCCAUUGGCGCAUGGAUCAAGAAUAUUGACAAUUCGGCAUAA
Molecule: messenger RNA, 1407 nt
Organism: Serendipita indica DSM 11827
Lineage: Eukaryota; Fungi; Basidiomycota; Agaricomycetes; Sebacinales; Serendipitaceae
Source: the annotation of a GenBank genome assembly